Aureobasidium subglaciale EXF-2481 is the source of this 1632-nucleotide messenger RNA. RefSeq lists its product as uncharacterized. Gene Ontology annotation, cellular component: membrane. The transcript has 2 exons. NCBI's taxonomy places the organism in Eukaryota, Fungi, Ascomycota, Dothideomycetes, Dothideales, Saccotheciaceae. The record is from RefSeq and is a predicted model, not a curated record. The coding region runs from base 137 to 1576 and encodes 479 amino acids.
CCUUUUUCCUCAAUCACCAUCAAGCUUCUCCGCACCACAUCAUCAGCUGUUUGCAGAGCUGCUGCCAGAAUCAUUCAAUCCUGACUACUUCAAUUCUCGACUGUUGCAUCGAAUUACUGCUAUUCCAGAUCUCACCAUGGGCUUCAUCAGCCUCUUCAUACCAGAGAAGUCUGCUCAUCGCAUUGGACAUCGCGACCCGUUCUGGAAUGGCAGGAAGAAGCCUUUCAUGAUCGCAGCUACUGCUUCUUUCAUGCUUUUGCAAAUCUUGUUCCUUGUGAACAUGUCAUAUCUGUUUGGCUCUCUGUUCAAAUCAGAGCACAGAGUCCAUAACCUCCACAUCCUCACCGUCGACUAUGAUGGUGGUGUGAUCGGGGAGAGUCUGCAAGGCGCAAUCCAACAGCUGAAGGCUGAUACAUUUCCGACAUUCGAUAUCGAGAGCAGCGCCAAGUACCCCGUAGUCGAAGACAUCGUUCAAGCUGUCAGGAGAGGAGAUCAUUGGGCUGCUGUGUUCUCCCACGCUGGAGCUUCGGAGCGUCUCGCAGCUGCGCUCGAAGGUGGAGAUGCAGCUACUAUCUACGACCCGACCAACACGAUCACAUACAUCUGGAACCAGGUCCGUUAUCCAGCGGUAGAGGACGCUACAAUCAAGUCUAGCAUGUCGCAGCUUGUUGCAGUGGCUCGUAUCGCGUACAACCACAUCAACGGUACUGGAGCAUUGCAAGCCCUGAACAAGAAUGAUCCUGCGGCUCUGCAGGCCUUCCUCAACCCGAUACAAGGAGGAGAUAUCAACAUCAUGCCAACAACGCAGGGUACACGUGUCUUGUACAACACAGUUGCGAUCGUCAUGCCUAUCAUCAUGCAAUUCUUCUUUCUCAUGGCAGUCAAUGGUGUUAGUGCUGAGUUCAACCUUUACUCGCAUCUGCCAGUCCUCAAUAACGGUAUCAUCCGCUUGGUCUUGAGUCUGUCGUACACUUUCGUCGGCUCUCUUUGCUGGGCUGGCUAUGUCUGGGCCUUCCGCGAGAACUGGUCUGUGGGCGCUGGGCAGUUCUUCUGCACAUGGAUCAUCGUCUGGCUUUUCAUGCACAUCAACUUUGCAGUGAUCGAUGUUGCUACUGGCUUCAUCCCCAUGAAGUUCCUCCCAUUCUUCGUCCUUACCUGGGUAAUCCUGAACGUCACCAGCACAAUCUGGCCUUUCGAAUUAGCACCUGGCUUCUACCGCUGGGGCUACGCUCUGCCCGCCCACGAGGUCUGGCAAGUGCUGAUCCAAAUUUGGUCAGGUGGUGCUGUGGAUCGUCUCUACCAAGCCCUUCCCAUCCUGUUCACAUGGGAAAUCGUGUUCUUGCCUUUGGCUGUCAUUGCCUUGAACCAUCGCUGUGCAGUUGCAGAAAGAGAGCACAAGGCACAUGAAGAGGAGAGAAGACAGCUUAUCAUGGCUGCGGAGAAGGGCAAGGCUGAUGAUACACCAGAGAGACCUUCCGAUGCAGAGGCCCCAUCGCCUGUGGAUGAGAAGGUGCAUAGUUUCGAAACGGAUGUGCAAAGAAAUCCUUACGCACCCGCUAUUCCUCCUCCAGUCUGAUAAGCCACUGUUGGAAAGGCCACGAACCACAUUAGUUUAAGGUAGGAAUGAGAGCA